Messenger RNA from Scaptodrosophila lebanonensis, 1576 nucleotides. RefSeq names its product UDP-glucuronosyltransferase 1-1-like. Lineage: Eukaryota; Metazoa; Arthropoda; Insecta; Diptera; Drosophilidae. The coding region runs from base 95 to 1576 and encodes 493 amino acids. The transcript has 3 exons. Gene Ontology annotation, molecular function: UDP-glycosyltransferase activity. The record is from RefSeq and is a predicted model, not a curated record.
GCUUGCAUUAACCGCCGCUUUUAUCAGCGGUGGGCAAUGUGCGAAUAUUUUAGGCGUAUUUACUAGCCUGAGUCCCUCACACUUGCUCGUCCACAUGUCUGUGGCUAAAGUGUUGGCCGAGAAUGGACACAAUGUAACGGUGGUGACUGCGCUGAAGCCGCCGAUCACCCACAAGGAUAUUAACAUUGUGCGGGUACCUCUCUCUGAGGAAGAUCAGAAAAAGAUGAGUGCCUCCAUAGGCAGUAUGGCAAGCAAUGAUAACACGAAUGUAGUUGCUAUGAUGUUCCGAACCCUAGGCCAAAUGCGGUUUAUGUUUGAUAAAACGAGAGACAUUACAAUGAGUCCGAUCGUGACUGAUCUCUAUGAGAAUAAAGGCAACAAGUUCGAUUUGGUCAUAGUCGGCUUUUUCAUAAACAACUAUCAGCUUGGAAUAGCGCACAAGUUGAAGACUCCUGUGGUUAUAACCUCCGCCAUGCCCCUAUCGGAAAUGUUCAGUCAUAUGGUAGGCAAUCCAAGCGAACUUUCGUACGUGCCAACCUUUAAUAUGGCCGUGGAUCAUGGUCAGACACUGACGUUUAAGCAGCGUUUAACCAGCUACCUCACAUCUUUUGGAUUUUCUAUUUUCAGCAUUGUCCUAGAAAACCAGAAUUUAAAAUAUUACAAGCAAAUUUUCGGCGAUGAUCCCAACAUGCCCAGGUACCAGGAUCUUACCAAGAACAUAUCACUGAUAUUUUUUAAUUCGCAUGCGAUCAGUGAGGGUCCCAUCAGACCAAACGUGCCCGCUGUCAUAGAAGUUGGAGGAAUUCAAAUCAAAGAUCAGCCUGAUCCGUUGCCCAAAAAUAUAGCUGAGUUUCUCGAUACCGCGCCGAAUGAUGCCAUACUCUUAAGCUUGGGUUCCAAUGUUCAGGGUGAACAUUUAAAGCCCGAAACUGUUCAAAAAAUGUUCAAUGUGCUCUCGAAACUCAAGCAACGCGUUGUUUGGAAAUGGGAGAACUUGGAUAAAACACCCGGGAAAUCAUCAAAUAUACUCUUCUCGAAGUGGCUGCCACAGGAUGACAUUCUCGCACAUCCUAAGAUCAAACUAUUCAUCACACAUGCCGGCAAGGGUGGUGUUUCGGAGGCUCAAUACCAUGGCAAGCCUAUGUUAGCACUUCCUGUCUUCGGCGAUCAGCAUGGAAACGCGGAAAAAAUGGUGAAAGAGGGUUUCGGACUGACUAUGAAGCUUUUGGAAUUGGAAGAACAACCUUUCCAUGAAAAUAUUCGUAAGGUGCUAGAGGAUCCUCAGUACGCAGAGAAGGUGAAACGAUUCUCACAGCUAUAUCGCGAUCGUCCCGCAACGGCCCGUCAGACCGUACUCUACUGGAUGGAAUAUGUCCUUCGACAUCAUGGUGCUCCCCACCUUCAGAGUCCUGUUGUCCAUAUGAGCUUUAUAGCCGCCCACAACUUGGACGUAUAUGCGUUGAUUAUCAGUUUGUUGUUAGUGUUUUUGUUUGCAACUAAGCUUGUUAUAAGGUUUAUUUAUAGAAAAUGUAUAAAUAAGAAAAUAUCAAAAAAUGCAUCAAAGAAAAAGAUGUAA